Erythranthe guttata (spotted monkey flower) is the source of this 1741-nucleotide messenger RNA. RefSeq names its product S-adenosyl-L-methionine-dependent methyltransferases superfamily protein. The record is from RefSeq and is a predicted model, not a curated record. Gene Ontology annotation, cellular component: nucleolus. Lineage: Eukaryota; Viridiplantae; Streptophyta; Magnoliopsida; Lamiales; Phrymaceae. Gene Ontology annotation, molecular function: RNA methyltransferase activity. Gene Ontology annotation, biological process: rRNA base methylation.
GUGGCAGCAAUUAAAAUUUGCUUUCAAGUACAAAACAAAGCUGAAAUAGCAAUUAGAACCCUGAAGGCUAAACCCUGAAAAUUCUCAGCCUCGUCGUCCCCACUAUUACUCAAAGCGUGAGCUAUGGCGCGGUGGAAGCCUACUGCAGCCCUAAGAUCGACGGUUAAAGAGCGGAAGCCGAUUGAUAAGAAGCCGAGCAAUGCCGAACGAUCGGCUCUCUUCGCCAGACGAGAAGCCGCUAAAGUUUUGCGCAGCACGCUCCAGGGCGACGCCCGGCGCCGAGCCGUCGGCUCAAUUAAGUCGCUCGUUUACAGCCCUUCCGUCAGGAACAAAAAGGCUACCUUUGCCCUGGUCUGCCAAACUCUCAAGCAUCUCUCAAUUAUUAAGGAUGUUUUGGAGGAAGCAAAUGUUCUAAGUGCCAAGUGGAAGAAACACCAAGAACUAAUGUAUAUCAUCGCAUAUGAUUUACUCUUUGGACAGGAAGUUUCGUUAAGUGGUGAUGCUGAAAAGUAUCUCAUGCUGAAGAAAGAUGCACUACAAUCAGCUCUAUCACGUAUUUUAAGGCGUAAGGGAGUGAAAACUGUAGAAGACUUGCUGGGUCUUGAUAAAAAAUCUGAAGUAAGAAAACCUCGUUAUGUUCGUGUGAACACUUUAAAGAUAGACGCAGAAUACGCCAAAAGCGAAUUAAGACAACAAUAUUCGGUCCAAGAGGAUGACAUGGUGCCGGAUUUGUUGAUCCUCCCACCAGGUGCUGAUCUGCACAAUCAUCCUCUAGUCAAGAACGGAAGUAUUUUCUUGCAGGGAAGGGCAAGCUCGAUGGCUGCCGUAGCUCUUGGACCGAAACCUGGAUGGAAGGUCAUUGAUGCUUGCUCAGCUCCUGGUAACAAAACUGUGCAUCUUGCCGCUCUUAUGAAGGGCAAGGGGAAAAUUAUAGCUUGUGAACUUAACAAAGACAGGGUUAAGCGCCUGCAAGAUAACGUCAAACUGGCGGGAGCCAUAAAUGUGAAAGUUAAGCAUGGAGACUUCUUAAAUCUUGACCCUAAAGAUCCUUCAUAUUCGAAGGUACGAGCUAUACUCUUAGAUCCAUCAUGUUCUGGAUCAGGCACUGCCUUUGACAGAUUAGAUCAUUUACUCCCAUCGCAUAGCGCAGAAGGCACCUCUGAUCAUGUUGAUGUAAAGCGACUUCAGAAGCUUGCCGGUUUCCAAAAGAAGGCUCUAGAACACGCAUUAUCUUUCCCAUCAGUGGAGAGAAUUGUUUACAGCACAUGCUCAAUACAUCAAACUGAGAAUGAAGAUGUUGUCAACUCUGUUUUGCAUUUUGCUUCAUCACUUGGCUUCCAACUCGCAACAGCGUUUCCCCAAUGGCCUCGUCGUGGUCUCCCUACUUUCGACGGGUCUGAACAUUUGUUACGAACAGAUCCAACGAUCGACAAAGAAGGCUUCUUCAUCUCUCUAUUUGUUCGAGAAGGCCUUGCACAAAAUGAAGAACACCAAAUUCGCAGAAACUCCCAUAGCAGGGCUAGAAAACCUCUAAACAUCUUCGUGGCGAAAAUGCUUAAAGUUUCGAGGCACCACCGAUUUAAACUCUCUUGCAACAGAGCAAAUGCAGCAUCGUCUCGAGGUAUCUAAACUUUUUUGUAGACUAUUUAUUAUACGCAAUUUUUCAACUUCAAAAAUUUUGAUACAAAAUUGAGUAUAAAGAUGUUGAUUUUUAGUGCAAGAAGAUUGAAUUCAAAACAUA